AUUAGUCCUGUUUAGGGGCUGGGUUUCUGUAUUUUAUCUAAAGAACAAAUCCGUUGUAAGCAAAUAUGGAGAGAUAAAGACAUUGAAAAUAAACGGAAGAAGUAUGCCUAUAUUACCAUAAGCUUUUUAAAAUGGCAAUACGGGAACUAAAAGUGUGUCUUCUUGGGGAUACUGGAGUGGGCAAGUCUAGUAUCGUAUGUCGUUUUGUACAAGACCAUUUCGACCACAACAUCAGUCCAACAAUAGGGGCAUCGUUUUUAACCAAGACGGUACCGUGUGGACAUGAACUACACAAGUUCCUCAUCUGGGACACAGCGGGACAGGAAAGGUUCCACUCGCUGGCCCCCAUGUACUACAGAGGCUCUGCCGCCGCCGUCAUAGUCUAUGACAUCACCAAACUGGACUCUUUCCAGACACUGAAGAAAUGGGUGAAGGAGCUGAAAGAACAUGGUCCUGAGGACAUCGUUGUAGCCAUCGCAGGGAACAAAAACGACUUGGGGGACAUCAGGGAAGUUCCUAUGAAGGAAGCGAAGGACUUUGCUGAGUCUAUCGCAGCAAUUUUCAUGGAGACCAGCGCCAGAAACGCUGUCAAUGUGGAGGAGCUCUUUCAGAAGAUCAGUAAACAGAUUCCGCCCCUGGAGAAUCCAGACUUAGACAGUAACGAGUCCUUCAAGAUAACCCGGCAGCCCCCUCCGUCUAACAAACGCUGCUGCUAGUAAGACCCCUUCCGAGUCCCAAAUAGACCCCUACCACCUUACCCCUGGGCCCUACCCCCCUAGCACCCUACGCCCUAGGUAUUUCUGUUGAUCUCAAGGGGAUUGGACUGGUGUAGUAUGAUCGAAAUAUGUUGGAAACUCUACCUGUCUUAUCUCAGGGAAAGGUGGCGGUAUUAUGGUGUUAACCACAUUGCUUACACCGAUCCUAUACUUUCAGAUCGGUAUGAAGUUGCUAGGCCUUAGGGGUAAAGGGCAAGGGGUCGGUUUGGAAUUCAGCAUCCGAUUACCAGUGAAAUGAUCACUCUCUUUGGUUCCAUUCCAUACACAGUUCCAUGGAUCAAGUUCCACACAUCCAUCUUGACACACGGGUCACAAUGUAGCGUUGGUGUACGCAACAGCUACACAGUUCAGCUCCUGAUUGCCCCCUUUUCGACAGUCCACAAUACAUAUACAGUACAUGGGUCUCAGGGAGAGAGGAGGACAAACAUGGCUUUGGCUUUGUGAUAGAUCAGAACCUCUCUCCCCUGUAGCGUAGUGAACAGUGUGUCCCAAGUCCAGAAACCGCUAUAUCCCAUAUAAAAGCUAGUUGGACAUUUCGCCAUAUUGUACCUAUUCUACCUACCAGAUAUAUCCAGGAUGCAUCACAACCGGGCCGUGAUUGGGAGUCCCAUAGGGCGGCGCACCAUUGGCUCAGCGUCGUCCGGGUUUGGCCGGUGUAGGCCUGUCAUUGUAAAUAAGAAUUUUGUUCUUAACUGACUUGCCUAGUUAAAUAAAAGGUUAAAUUUCAAAUGUACUCCUGUGCCUUGGUACGGUGUGCGGUAGGUGUCAUUUCUGGAUAUAGAGAGGAACCAGUGGGGGGUUUUUAGCCCUCUUGUGUGUUAGAGAUGUAAACAUGUUAAUAAAAUGAAGGAAUAGUAUGGUACAUAGAAGGAUAUGUUUUUAGUUCAUAUGCAGCAGCACAGAAUUUACAAAAAAAUCCUUUGAGAAACAGAGAAAAAAUAAAAAAAAUCAAUUUUUAAAAUGUAAUAUAUAUAUAUUUUUAAAUGUUACCUUUAUUUAACUAGGUAAGCCAGUUAAGAAUACAUUCUUAUUUACAAUGACGGCCUACCAGAAAAUCAAAACAUGUUAACAAAAUAACUUAUGACUUGAGAUUACAUUCCGAAUACUUAUACGAUAAAGAGUUUAUGAAUUCUCAUUCCCGAACAAUGCAGUCAACAGAUGUGUAGAUCCAUUGAUUGUAUUGUUGCACCGUUGCUCCAGUAUUACAAAGAUAGGAGUUAAUAUCCAUUUAUUGCAUGAAUUUGGUCUCACCGACCGUCGUUGUCUUUUUCCCCGUUGAACGCUUGUAAACUCAGGAAAAAAAAGAAACGUCCCUUUUUCAGGACCCUGUCUUUCAAAGAUAAUUUGUAGAAAUUCAAAUAACUUCACAGAUCUUCAUUGUAAAGGGUUUAAA
Salvelinus namaycush (lake trout) is the source of this 2169-nucleotide messenger RNA. Its product is annotated as ras-related protein Rab-31-like. The record is from RefSeq and is a predicted model, not a curated record. Bases 132 to 716 code for a protein of 194 amino acids. Gene Ontology annotation, molecular function: GTP binding; GTPase activity. NCBI's taxonomy places the organism in Eukaryota, Metazoa, Chordata, Actinopteri, Salmoniformes, Salmonidae. The transcript is spliced from 7 exons.